GCAAGUAGUCUAUAUAUAUAUACACUUGUAUAGACUCGCCUUUUCAUUUUUCUCAUCGAAAUUAUCGUUCUUUCUCUCUCGAUUAGCAGGACAAUCGCUCUUGUACAUCUCUCCGGAGCGUCUCCGGAGGAUGACGAAAUUUUUUUUUCCACAUUCUAUAUCACAAAGGCGUGGAACGAGAAGGAAACGCGAAGCAGAGUCGGUUGCACAACAGUGGCCGAUCCGUUUAGCGUGCGGCGUCCCGCGCGCAGUGAUACUAUAGCGUGGCUGGCUCGUGACGGAGGAUGGAUUUCACGAGAAAAAUUGAGAAACGUGCUUUUCGCUUCCGAAGAUAGACGUAUAUACGCGUUGGAGCGUCAGGAGAGAAGGAGAGAGAGAGAGAACCAGAAGCAGAACCAUAGAGAAUAGGAGGGAGUGAGAGCGCAGAGCGAAGCGAGAAGAGGAUAGAGAGACACACCACGGCCUCGGUUAACCUUAGGAGAGAAUCGGUGCGCCAUUACGACAUGCGCGUCUUGCGAGAGCGUCCAGCGGCGGCACGGGCGACAGGCGGAGCUGACCGAUCAGUCGCGUACGCCAUUCCGCGUACGGCGAAAAACACGUCGCGUGGUGCCGAGGACGACGACGACUACAACGACGACGAAAAGUGAAGAGUAGCGCGUGACCACCUCUCUCCUUCUCUCUCUUUCUCUCUCCCCUCGUUCGGGACGGAGGAACGACGGUGGAAGUCACCCUUUGGGAAGUGGCAUCCCCCCACAUACACGUACCAUAUACAUACGUGUAAUUCUGAAAAAUGAAUUUCACACCCUUCCCUGGAUUCACCGGCUCGCUGCCGACCGGCACUGUUCAUCAAUUCGCUACGGCUAAAUUCGCGCAGAAUCUCACCACCGGUGGACAAGUGGUUGGAGUUUUGUCCGGAGGUGAAGGUGGUGUUCAUUACCUAAGGCCAGUCGAUCCGAAUGGCUUCGCCGUCGCUCAGGGCGGUAACAGUCAGCAACAGCAGAUCAUUACCUUGCCCAUCACCGUACCGGGAAAAGACGGCACGCAGCAACAGCAAACUGUCCAGAUACAAGUGGUAAAUCCUAGCGUAUCUCAAAGCGGAAACAGCGGCGAUCAACCGAAAUAUCAUUUGGCGCCGAUAUCGCUGAGUCAAUUCCCGCAGGGGGCAGCUACCGUUCUCACUGUUGCCUACAGUCAGCAAGGCGCGGAUGGAGUACAAAUACAAGUGCAACCGCAAAACACUGUCGCGACCACUCAAACAUCCGAUCAAACGACACAAAGCACGUCCACUGCUGUGACCACUACAUCUCAGCAGACCAUCCAGCAGACGGUACAGCUUCCGGGAGCACCCGAGGGUCUGACUGUAGUCGCCCAGAUUCCUCAAGAUUUGAUUCUGCGAGAAAGCAUAGAGGAGUCCAAGGAGGACGUGAAAGAGGGCACGACACCUGUGGCUCUUAUUAAGCGGGGCAGCGUCAAGAAUCAAGGUAAUCAGAGCGGAGAAGAAUUUAUUACUUCUAUACCCGCUAGUUGGCAAAGUCUCGCCACUCCAGGAUCUACGGUCGCGGAUUAUCUAUCCAGACUACCCACUAGUACUCUGCCUCUUAGUUUGCAACAUUUUCUCAAAUUUUCGGCUGAGACUAUAAAGAGAGAAUCUACUAUCGAGUCCAGUCCGCUUGGGGCGGACGGUCUCGAUGCUUCCGGAAGCACAGCUUCCGGAGAACAAGCGGUGCAGAUUACCGUCGCCGGAGGAGAAACAGCGAUCAUUCCCGAUGUCGUCGAAGAACAGGAGCCGGGGGCGAAACCGAAGCGAAAAAAGAAAUACAAAAAGAAACCUCCGAAACCGAAGAAACCAAAACCAGGACAAGUGAGCAUAGUCACUGCUCUCGAUGGUACGACCCUAUUUUGCUGCCCUCAAUGUAAUAUGGCGUAUCCAGAGAAGGAAAGUUUGGAGCAACAUCUGAUUGGUCACAAAAUCGAGAGGAGGUUUAUAUGCGAUAUUUGCGGCGCUGGUCUUAAACGAAAGGAACAUUUGGAGCGACAUAAAUUGGGCCAUAAUCCCGACAGACCGUUCAUCUGUUCCGUUUGCAUGAAGGGUUUUAAGCGAAAAGAACAUUUAAAUCUCCAUUUUGUUAUACAUUCUGGUCAGAAGACCGAGGUUUGCACCGAAUGCGGUAAAGCCUUCUAUCGGAAGGAUCAUCUUAGAAAGCACGCGAGAUCUCAUCUCGCUAAGCGUGCCAAGGAGGAUCCAUUGAACACGAGCGACGCGGCACAAAAUCAACAACAAGCGGAUCAACAGCAGCAGCAAGUAGAAUUGCAACAACAGUCUGCGGUGCCCGAGUUGCAGCAAAUUCAGAUACAAGUAGGACAAGGGUCUCAAGCGCAGAUUCACCAGAUUUCCGUUAGCGAGCAGUCUACGGUAGUUUUACCUACAGCCGCCGAGACUGGAGCUAUGACUAUGCUUCAUCAUCAGCAGCAACAACAGCAGCAACAACAACAACAACAACAACAGACGCAGCAGCAACAGCAUUAGCAACAGCCUACCGCCCCGAAUCAACUUGGGCGGUACUUUCGUUUCAAUCAUCAGCACGC
Nylanderia fulva is the source of this 2586-nucleotide messenger RNA. RefSeq lists its product as uncharacterized. The record is from RefSeq and is a predicted model, not a curated record. Lineage: Eukaryota; Metazoa; Arthropoda; Insecta; Hymenoptera; Formicidae. Gene Ontology annotation, cellular component: nucleus. Gene Ontology annotation, biological process: regulation of gene expression.